This is a messenger RNA of Cavia porcellus (domestic guinea pig), 936 nucleotides long. RefSeq names its product olfactory receptor 5W2-like. The record is from RefSeq and is a predicted model, not a curated record. Lineage: Eukaryota; Metazoa; Chordata; Mammalia; Rodentia; Caviidae. Gene Ontology annotation, cellular component: membrane. Gene Ontology annotation, molecular function: odorant binding; olfactory receptor activity; G protein-coupled receptor activity. Gene Ontology annotation, biological process: G protein-coupled receptor signaling pathway; sensory perception of smell. The coding region runs from base 1 to 936 and encodes 311 amino acids. The transcript has a single exon.
AUGGAGAGGAGCAACUGCUCUGCCUUUAAUGAAUUCAUUUUCUUGGGAAUUACUGAUAACACAGAUGUCAGAGUGGCUCUGUUCACCAUAUUUCUCCUUGUUUAUCUCAUCGAUCUCUUAGCAAACCUUGGAAUGAUGUCCCUAAUGUUAGUGGAUCCCCACCUGCACACACCCAUGUAUUUCUUCCUCAGCCACCUCUCUUUCUGUGACCUCUGCUAUUCCACAGCAAUCGGACCCAAGAUGCUUUUGGACUUCAUGGCUGAGAAGAACUCAAUCCCUUUCUUGGGCUGUGCUCUACAGUUUCUGAUCUUCUGUGUCUUUGCAGAUGCUGAGUGUCUGCUGCUGGCUGUGAUGGCCUUUGACAGGUACCAGGCCAUCAGCAACCCCUUGCUGUACACAUCCCACAUGUCCAGCAGGCUGUGCUCCCUGCUCGUGGCUGGGGUUUAUCUGGUGGGACUCACAGAUGCUCUGAUACACACUACACUGGCAUUCCGCUUAUGUUUCUGUGGAUCUAAUAAAAUCAAUCACUUCUUCUGUGAUUUACCUCCUCUUUUUCUCCUUUCUUGUUCUGAUACACAAGUCAAUGAGCUGACUUUAUUCACCAUCUUUGGAUUCAUUGAACUGAGUACCAUCUCAGGAGUCCUCAUUUCUUAUUGCUAUAUUAUCUUGUCUGUCAUGAAGAUCCGCUCUGUGGAGGGAAGGUUCAAAGCUUUCUCCACCUGCGCCUCCCACCUCACUGCAGUCGCCAUCUUCCAGGGAACUGUGCUCUUCAUGUACUUCCGCCCCAGUUCUGCCUACUCCCUAGAUCAGGACAAAAUGACCUCACUGUUUUAUACCCUGGUGAUUCCCAUGCUGAAUCCUCUGAUAUACAGCCUACGGAACAAGGAUGUGAAAGCAGCCAUGCAGAAGUUGAGAAACAAGAAGUGGUUUAAAUAA